UCAUUUGUUUAUGUGUUUGUCAUUGUUUGUUUGUCUAUAUGUGUCUAAUAUUAUUCAUCAUAGUAAUAGUAGAACUUAACCCCUGUCACUCACUUUCACUUUCAGUCUGGUCUUCAUUAUUCGUUCACUUUCAAUUUCACUUUAUUUUUCUAUAUCCGUUAACCUUAACCUUUCACUCGUGCACGAGGAAUCCGCGCACUCGUAUAUUAGAUUUUGGACAUCACAGACGUGUUUUGUUUAUGUCUUAUAAUUAUACUUUGCGUGGCUAUUUCUUCAGGUAAAUUCCAUUUAUAUUUCAUUCUGUAUUCAUUUUAUGUCUUACAUGCUGUAUUUGUAUUUAAGCACUCGUAUAUUAGAUUUUGGACAUCACAGACGUGUUUUGUUUAUGUCUUAUAAUUAUACUUUGCGUGGCUAUUUCUUCAGCACGCCUGGGUUUUGAACCCUCGUACUCCGAGUAUCGCGACAAUAAUUAUAAAACUUUUCUAAUUCCAUUCUCAUACUCUCUCAUCUACCUACGCUGUCUUUACCAAACGCUCAUAUACCAGAAGUUAAUGUAAUUUAAUAAACGAAUUUUGUUAACUUAUUUUAUACACGUAAACAAAACUGGUGGUUGUAUGCACCGAUACAUCAUUAAAAAGACAAACAUGAGAGAAACUUGGAAAGGCAACUUUCAAACUUUUUAAGUCUGUAAAUCUAACUUCUAAUUUGCAGUGUAUACAUGAUAUCUAAGUAUCUUCGAUAUAAUCCUGUUUGAGUGUGUAUUUACUUGCAUGAAUGUGUAUGUGUUUUGUGUUAAUGUUUAAUUAUGUUCAUCACCUUUUUCAUUUUAUUCCUAUUUUAACUUCCCUUUAAAGGUUAACUCAGUUAAUAUUUUGAGUAAACUUACUCCGUACAUCAAAUCCUCACUAAACUGGAAUCCUCACUAAACCGGAAAUUUUGCCCAGUCUGGACUUUGUCCGGUUUAGUGAGCUUCUACUGUACCAAACAAAUAUUGUUUACUUAAAUCUGUGAAACGCUUAGCGUCUUCUAAUAAGGAUAUUCAACUAUAUUUUAUCAGCGACUAUUGCAUCCAGGCGCUUGAUAAAAUUUAGACGAGGGUAUUAUUAAAAAUUAUCACUGGAAACAUUAUGGAAUAACUAAUAAUGACUAUAUAUAUAUAGGUAAUUUUAUAAAUUUUAUUGAGGUAUAAUGAUAGGUUUUGUCACAUACAUUUUAUAUUGAAUGAUGAUCUUUGAUUUUCACAGAUUUGCUGAAACUCCUUUCAGAGCAUUCAGGGAAUCUACUCUCUCACUGUGCAUGUGAACUUGGAACAGGAGAUGGCAAUACAAGAAAUGUUCAAAUACAGAGGCUGGACAUUCAUUACAUGAAAUGAUUUAGACAACACAGUGGUUGUGAAAUCCGAGGUUGACCCAGAAAAUUACGCUGGUACAUCAAGUGCAAGUUUCCGUGGUACGGACAGUUCACUUGACUUUCCAAAAACACCGCCGGAAAAUUCAUCAGGCCAAACAGCGGACAGGAUGAACAGUGGCUGUAAAGAUUUUUCCAACAUGGUGGUUGCGAAAACGGAAAUCAAGACAGAAAUUGACUCGUGGCCAUCAAGUCAAAAUCAAUAUCAGGCAAAUAUAGCGACGGAAAACUCCGCUGAUGUAUCAACUAAAGACAUGAAAAAUAUCACUGGUACAUGUAUAGCCAAUAUAGAAGACACGAAGGAUAUCAUUCCAUUUUCGUUCACUGUCAGUCCAGAGGACAUUCAGAACAAUGAUGUAAAGUCAGACAGGAUGACUCCAGAUACAUGCUCUGACUCAGCAGCCAAUUGCAUGUUAUUAAUGGCACAGAAAAAUAGAUAUACGGCGUUGCAACACGCCCAGACAUUCUCCCCAGCCCAGACAUUCUCGCAAGUCCAGACAUAUUCGCAAGCCCAGACAUAUUCGCAAGCCCAGCCAUUUUCAGAAGCCAAGCCAUUUUCGCAAGCCCAGACAUUUUCGAAUGCAAAUCUGUGUCAAAUUUCUAAUCAAAAUGGUGAUCAAUUUAAGAUGGAAGAAACCUCAAGUCAUAUAGGGUCUGAAAAAGUUUCUCCUUCAAAAGACUCAAUUUCUUUGAGAAAAAAUAAACGAAGAGAACAUGAAGGCGGUGUAUCAGUUGUACAAGAAAAGCGUCUCAAAAAUAGCGACUGAUUGAUGUUAUUGUUAUUGUUUAUUGUGUGAUUGUAUUGUGAUUGCAAUAAAAG
Messenger RNA from Mya arenaria, 2227 nucleotides. RefSeq lists its product as uncharacterized. The transcript has 3 exons. Lineage: Eukaryota; Metazoa; Mollusca; Bivalvia; Myida; Myidae. The record is from RefSeq and is a predicted model, not a curated record. The coding region runs from base 1518 to 2174 and encodes 218 amino acids.